AUGGCUUCGGCUUUUCCUUUCCAAGUGCUUGCUUUUGUGUUACUAACCCAUACACCAUUGAUAUCUCCCUCUCCAAUUCCUCCAUCACCACCACUGAUAUUAAACCCUGGUUCAUCUCUCUCAGUCGAGAACAAAAAUGACAUUUUGAUCUCACCUAACGGCCUUUAUACAGCCGGAUUUUACAGUGUUGGAGAGAAUGCUUAUUGUUUUUCAGUAUGGUUUACUAAACCACUCGCAGAUGGAAGUCAUACCAUUGUUUGGAUGGCUAAUCGAGAUGUACCAGUUAAUGGAAAACGCUCAAAGCUUUCCCUCCUAAAAACUGGAAAUCUAGUUCUAAUCGAUGCAGAUCAACCGUUGCCAAUAUGGACCACAACUAUAAGAGAUUCAACAGAAUCAGCUCAGUUGAAAAUGAAUAAUUCAGGAAAUCUUUAUCUUCAAAAUCACGAUAAUCAAAUUAUUUGGCAAAGCUUUGGCUCUCCAACAGAUACCCUUCUUCCCGAUCAACAGCUUACGAAAGAUACACCACUUGUUUCUUCAAGAAGUUUAACGAAUUACUCUUCGGGGUUCUACAAGCUCUUUUUCGACAACGAUAAUGUCAUUAGACUUGUGUAUAAUGGACCUAAAGUUGCAGGCGUUUAUUGGCCAUCUCCUGAGCUACGUGCAUGGGAAUCUGGAAGGUCUACUUAUGGUAGCCGAAGGAUUGCGACCCUUGAUUUCUAUGGUCGUUUUAUCUCAAGUGAUAGUCUUUUCUUCAAUACAUCGGAUGCUGGAAUUCAGCCAUUGAGAAGGUUGACUAUGGAUGUUGAUGGCAACUUCCGUGCCUAUAGUCUGGAUGAGAUGAGAGGAGUUUGGCAAGUUACAUGGCAAGCUAUGUCUGAAUCUUGCAGAAUUCAUGGAAGUUGUGGAGAAAAUAGUACAUGUUCUAACAAUCCUACACAUGGUAGGAAGUGUUCCUGUUUACCAAAUCACAAAAUGAUCAAUCACACAGAUUGGUCAUAUGGUUGUGAACCAGAAUUCGAGCCGACAUUAUGUGGUAAUGGCGAAGAUAAGUUCCUAGAACUUCCUCACACCGAUUUUUAUGGCUAUGAUGCGAAAUAUAUACCGAAUAUAACACUAGAUGGGUGUAAGCAACAGUGCUUAAACAUCUGCAAUUGCAAAGGGUUCCAGUUCAAGUACGAUAGCGCAAAAGGGAUUUUUCUUUGUUACGCAAAGUUUAAGCUGGUGAAUGGAUUCUCUUCGGUGAAUUUUAAUGGUUCCAUGUAUCUAAAGCUACCAAAAACUCUACCCUUAUCUUCAAUUAACAACAACGUUGUUCAGCGAUUCACCUUAAACUGCAGUGAGAUACCAACAAUCCAACUUCCUAGAGCUUAUGAUAAGAACACAAAUGAAGAUUCCAUCAAGUCCCUGAGGAUAUUUACUUAUGUAUUCGGUGCACUGGAGAUCAUAUGCAUUAUGUACUUCUUUUAUAAAACCCGAAAUCCAUACAACAAAUCACAAGGUUACCUCCAAGCUGCUACAGGGUUUAAGAGAUUCAGCUAUCAAGAAUUGAAGAAAGCCACUAAAAAUUUCAGCAACGAGAUAGGGAAAGGAGGUGGCGGAAUUGUGUACAAAGGAGUAUUGUCAGACGAUCGAGUCGCAGCAAUCAAACGUCUUAAACAAAUUAGCAACAACCAAGCUGAAGCCGAACUUCUAGCAGAGAUAACUACCCUUGGGAAGCUAAACCACAUGAAUUUGAUCGAGAUGUGGGGAUAUUGUGCUGAGAAAAAUCACCGAUUGUUGGUUUAUGAGUACAUGGAGAAUGGAUCAUUGGCUCAAAAUUUACAUUCCAAGAAACUAGAUUGGAGUAAGAGGUUUGACAUUGCAAUAGGCUCUGCAAAAGGCUUAGCUUAUCUACAUGAAGAAUGCUUGGAGUGGGUUUUACAUUGCGAUGUUAAGCCUCAUAAUAUAUUGCUCGAUAGUGAUUUCAAACCCAAAGUGGCGGAUUUUGGAUUGUCGAAGCUAUUGGAAAGAGAUGGAACGUGUAAUAAUUCAGAGUUUAAGAAAGCAAGAGGGACAAGAGGUUACAUGGCUCCAGAAUGGUUGUUUAUCAAUCGUCCAAUAACCUCGAAAGUUGAUGUGUAUAGCUAUGGUGUUGUGAUGUUGGAGAUGAUAACAGGUUGUAGCCAAAGAUGCGAUCUAAGUGGGCAAUCUGAGAGAAAGCUUGCGAACUGGGUGAAGGAAAAGAUAGUAGCAGCUGGUGGAAAGAAUGACUGGAUUGUAGAAGUUGUGGAUCCUAAUGUCAAUGGCGAAUAUAACAUGCGUAGAAUGGAAAUUUUGAUUAUGCUAGCGUUACAGUGUUCAGAGGAAGAUGAAGAUGCAAGACCAACUAUGAGCCAGGUUGUGGAUUCGCUGCUACAUGUUAAAGAAGAUGAUUAA
Molecule: messenger RNA, 2415 nt
Organism: Lactuca saligna
Lineage: Eukaryota; Viridiplantae; Streptophyta; Magnoliopsida; Asterales; Asteraceae
Source: the annotation of a GenBank genome assembly